Messenger RNA from Caretta caretta (loggerhead turtle), 6096 nucleotides. It is a transcript of the gene TRIM39, whose product is annotated as tripartite motif containing 39. The record is from RefSeq and is a predicted model, not a curated record. NCBI's taxonomy places the organism in Eukaryota, Metazoa, Chordata, Testudines, Cheloniidae. Gene Ontology annotation, molecular function: protein binding; zinc ion binding.
UCGUCACUUCCGCCCUGGGCCCAGACCGGGGCAGCCCUGGGCUCCUGUGUCCCCACCGGGAGGAGGAGGCGGGCGGAGUCGCUUCGGCCCACGAAGCCCCUUCAGAAAUCUAAUAUGGCCCUCGUCUCAUAAAGUUGGGAGACCCCUGCCUUAGGAUAUCGCUGAGGUGGAGAGCUAGUGGAAUUCUAAAUAGCUUUGGACAUUUAGCUUACCGCUGCCCAGAUUGUGGGAGAGGGCACCACUUGCCCAGAGCCACUGAGAGAUCUACGGAGCGUGUUAGGGAUCGGCUGCUGGCUCCUCGCUGCAGCCUGCUGCGAAUGCUCAACCCAUUCUUGUGGAGUGAAACCAAAAAGUACCAUGGCUACCACCAACCCCCUGGAGAACCUGCAGGUGGAGGCUAGCUGCUCCGUCUGCCUGGAGUACCUGAAGGACCCGGUCAUCAUCGACUGUGGCCACAACUUCUGCCGGGUCUGCAUCACCCGCUGGUGGGAGGAACUGAACCGGGACUUCCCCUGUCCCGUCUGCCGCAAGACCUUCCGCCACCGCACCCUCAAGCCCAACCGGCAGCUGGGCAACAUGGUGGAGAUAGCCAAGCAGCUGCAGGCCACCAAGCGCAAGGUGCGGGACGAGAGCUUGUGCGGGAAGCACAACGAGGUGCUCAACCUCUUCUGCAAGGAGGACCAGGAGGCCGUCUGCCUGGUGUGCGAGAUCUCCCACGACCACCGCUCCCACACCGUGGUGCCCCUGGACGACGCCUCCCUGGAGUACAAGGAGAAGCUGCAGCAGUGUCUGGAGCCUCUGGAGCGGAAGCUGCAGGACAUUGCCCACUGCAAAUCCCAGGAGGAGAAGAAACCCGGAGAGCUGAAGCUUGGUCCUCCCCUCUCCCCGCCACUGCAGAGAAAGGUGGAGAGCCGUCGGCAGCUGAUUGUGAGUGAGUUUGAAGAGCUGCACCAGUUCCUGGAGGAGGAGCAGCAGGUGCUGCUCCGACGAUUAGAGGAGGAGGAGAAGGAGAUCCUGCAGAAGCUAAAGGACAAUGUGGCCCAGUUGUCAGACCACCGCCUCUCCCUCAACCAGCUCAUCACUGAGAUUGAGGAGAAGUGCCUGCAGUCGGGCAUCGAGAUGCUCAAGGACAUAAAGAGCACCCUGGAAAGGUGUGAGACGGUGCAGACCAUGGAACUGGCCUCAGUCCCCAUCAAGCUGGAGAAGAAUUUCUGCAGCUUCCCGCGGCAGUACUUCGUCCUGCGCAAGAUCAUCAAGAGGCUGAUCGGAGAUGUGACCCUGGACCCUGAGACGGCCCAUCCCAACCUGGUGCUCUCCGAGGACCGCAAGAGCGUGAAGUUCGUGGACACGCGUCUGCGGGACCUGCCUGACACCCCACGUCGCUUCACCAUCUACCCCUGCGUCCUGGCGACCGAGGGCUUCACCUCGGGCCGCCACUACUGGGAGGUGGAGGUGGGCGACAAGACGCACUGGGCCCUGGGUGUCUGCAAGGACUCGGUGAGCCGCAAAGGCGAACUGAUGGCCCUGCCCGAGACGGGCUACUGGCGAGUGCGGCUGUGGAACGGCGACAAGUACGCGGCCACCACCACCCCCUUCACCCCGCUGCACCUCCUUGUGAAGCCCAAGCGGGUGGGCGUCUUCCUGGACUAUGAGGCCGGGCGGGUGUCCUUCUACAACGUGACCGACCGCUCCCACAUCUACACCUUCAUGGACACCUUCACCGAGAAGAUCUGGCCCCUCUUCUACCCGGGCAUCCGCGCCGGACGCAAGAACGCCGCCCCCCUCGUCAUCCGCACCCCCACGGACUGGGAGUGACGGGGCUGGAGGCUGCUCGCUCCAGCCUCCUUGCAGACUGGGGCUAGGCAGGAGGCAUGGAUCUGGUUUCUGCUGUGCACCCGCAUGCCCUGACUGUGAUGAGCACCAUGGCUCUUACUGCCUUCCUGGAGACCCUGCUUGUGGACCGGGAGAGCCGGGGCGGGGCCAGAAGUGGAUUACUGAAGGCCCCACCCCUCCCCGCAGACUGCGGGGGCCACCUCGCUGGCCAUGCCCUGAUUUAGUCCAACCCUAGUGGGUUGGGCUUUGCAGCCCCCUGCCAUGCACGCUGGAACCAGCCAUGAAGGAACUCCUCCGUUCCAUUUUCCCCCCGCCUUCCAGCCAGCCAGCCUUCCUGGACAGGGAGUGAUGGAGGCUGCUAGAUCCCGCUUCUGCCCCCAGCAUGGACUGGGGCGGGGGGAUCUCACAGCUCUCUGACGCCUCUGCCUUUCCAGGCUGCGGCGGACAACCCCCACCGCCCUCAUCUCUCCCCCUAAUGGGGGCCAGCACGGACAUCAGACUCCAGUGCAGUCCCGAAGGACAAGACCCUGGGUUCCCUCUAUGGGUGGGAGCUACCACCCCCUCCAGCAGUGGGGGGACCCUGCCGUUGAGGGGGAUCUGGACCCAGGGACUAGUAAAUCCCCCCCCACCACCACCCCCCAGGUUAAAGCCAUGGGUAUCUCUCUUGGGUGUGUAGAUGCUAAUAAGUCACCAUGGACUGCAACAGGAGGGGUGGGGGUUCUGAUUAGAAUUGGGGGAGACAGGCUGCGAAGGACUAUGGGGAUGUCGGCAGCUCAUUCUGAGGGGUGCUGGAUAAACAGGGAUCCAACAGAUUUACGAGGUGGCCCCGCCCUCCAAAUCACUCUGUUCCCUCCGUGACGUGGCCCGAUCUCUCCCUCCGGAAUGGACUCAAGGGGGUGGAUCCUUGCUUGUCCGGCCGAGUUCUCAGUCCCUGAGUCACUUUGAUCCUGGGCUCCUCUUGCACUUGUCUCCUGGUUUUUUUGGUGGGGGGGAGGAGGGGGGGGAACUGUGUUGUUUCCACCUGGCUCCCAUGAAAACGCAUCACAUUUGGACUGUCCAAGGUGAGUCCUUGGGAAAGGCAGCGGACUUGAGCGUGCUGCAGGAGAGAAUCCUUGGCCUUGUACGACCCAAGUUUAUUCCCCUUCUGGAGCAGAGCAGGCAGGGUGGGGUCCAGUCGAUUAGGUCCAGGGAGUCAGGACUCCUGGUUUCGUUCCCAGCUCUGGGAGGGGAGUGAUGUGUCUAGUAGAGCGGGGGCGGCUGGGUGCCCAGACUCCUGGGUUCUGUUCCCAGCUCUAGGAGGGCAAACUGGUACUACACUAGCUGGACCGUCAGCCUGAUCUGGUGCCGGCAGAGAGGCAGGGGUAGCGGUCUAGAUGAUAAAUUGGUACCCAGAAAAGGGAGCAUAUUGAGCCUUGUCAGUCAGUGUUCCAGGUUGUUUGAGGGGGCACAACCCCUUGGUCUCCUGAUGGUGGUGUAUCUUCUUGGGAAAUCACCUGUCAUGCUUGUCUAGGCCAGAGGAAAUGUUUAGGACUGACCAACUCCUGUCCCUUUGGGCUGAGUCUUCCCCCUUGCUCUGGGGUGAACUCUCUGGGGAAGGCCUGUUUUGGGAUUUGUUUGUGGCAGGGGUGGAAGUCACUGGACCCUCUCGAUCAUCUGUUCUAACCUGUGUUAAACAGGAGACGCCUAUGAGUGAAUAGGCUAGAGACUGAACUCCCCUCUGCUCCCUCCAUGAGAGGGCGAAGUUUACCUGGUAGCCUCCACUCUGGCAGUAUCAGGAAAACCUUGCACGGUUCCCAACCCCUUCCAUUCCACCCCACUGCAGCAGCUUUGAAAAUGCACCUCCAUGCUUUCUUUGCCCUCUGCCACUCGCUCUUUAAUAACCCAUCAGGUGCAUCCAUAUCCAUGCUGCUCUGCACCCUGAUCUCUCUUGAACAUGAAAUAAUUGAGUUCAUGUCUUUUGAAGAAAAGAAAAAGUGAGGAAAUAACUUCUGGGCAAUGAAGAACUCCGUUAAAGCAAGGAAGUAGGCUGGGGUGCCCAAAAACCUGUGACAGCGCAGUUACGGUUGGAAAUCGACUGUGUCAAAACUGGCUCCGUCUCUUCUCCCUGAGUUGUAUCUGCGGAACAUGCAAGGUUUUCAUUCUCAAGCGAGCUGGUUUCCUCCCUGACUCAUGUACCGUGUUCAGAUGUCAGCUGUGGGGUUAGAAGAGCCAAUUGUUCAGCCCUGAUUGGCUCAAGAAGUGGCCGCGAGGGGAAUUAAAUAGGACUUUCCACCAGGGGUUGUUUGGAUGAGGAGAACGCAGACCUCGUGUUCCCUGCCGUUGCAGAGUGGUGACACGUUGGUCUUGCCUUGCGACACUUAACAUUAAGUCCCCUAAGGAUUUAAAUGCUUUAGUCUAAAGUCUUUGGACUCAAUGCAAGGGUAACUGGGUGUGUUGGCGUUGCCCAUGUUUACAGGUCAGAAAUCUCCAUCGCCGUUCCAGAGCUAACUGCACCUCUCGCUCCUUUUCUGAGCUGAGUGCACCCCCACUGGCCCUCGAGCUCUUCCUUUUCCUGGGGUGGGAUUCCCACAUUUUCCCACUCUGAGCCCACUUCCCAGGCUCCGGCACCCCAAGUAUCAGCUGUGCUUCUCUAGCAGGACCUAUGGAAGUUGGCUCCCAUGUUGGGUACCUUGACCCGAAACCAAAGGAUUGAUUGUCGUUAACAGUAGGAAUGGAGCACAACAAGAGAGAAACGGAUUUUGGAACAGCAACCGGCCUGCAGGCGAAACUCCCAGUGGAAGGGGCUUAUGUGCAGACAGUAAACAUUACAUCCUGGUUACCGCAUGUUGAGCUACUUAAAUUAUCGCAGGCUGCUCCAGAUCUGUCCCCCUUUGAGUUUGGGUUCAGCCCUUCCGAGCCCCCUCAACAUAAAUGCCCACCCAGGUGAAGGUUUCUGCCACCCAAGGGCUUUUCAGUCCAGCCAUCGGCAGCCACGUGGGAGCCGACAGCCGGGAGUUGAAGCGAGACAGAUUGCGAGUGGAGGCAAGGUGCAGAUUUUCCACAGAACGGGCGACUAACCCAUGUGGCUGCUUCCCAAGGGAGGGCAUCUCUCACUGGGAGUCUUUAGCAAGACUGGGUUCGUGUUUUGAGAACAUACGGCCAUGCCUGAUCACUGUGCGGGAGAAUACUCCUUGCCGGGGUUACGCAGGAGCUGAUGAUUAUUUGUAUUUCAGUAGUAGCUAGUUCCCAGCUGAGAUAGGACCACAUUGGGCUGUGCGCUGUGUGCCCGCGUGUAGUCAGAGAUACUCCUUGCCUCAAAGAGCUUCCAAUCUAAACAGUUUGGCUCAGGUGAGACUUGGUGAAAUGCAGCCACCUCUGGGUAACAGCUGACCAGAAAAUCAGCAAAGGAUGUGCUCACCCAGCACUGAGAUGCAGCCACCUCUGGGGUGGGGCGGGGCAGCUCUUUAGGAGUGGAGAUUUUGCAGGAGCUGGGACGGAGGGCUCAGAUUCUGACUCGCAGCGGAUGGGGAAGUAUCAAGGAUUCAUUCAUGCCCAGGAGGGGUCAGAGCCUCAUGGGGGAGAUGCUUUUCUGCCCCAGGCAGAGAAGGGCAGUGUGACACCUCAAAAGGCUCCAUAUUCGAGUAGCUGUGUGUGAAGGAGGGGAGAGAGGGGCACCGCUUGUAAUGCAUUAACUAGCUGUGUGUGUAACUAGUGGCCCAGGACAGGGACUGGCUGGCUUAAGGCAGAGCAGGAUGGGAUGCAGAGCCUUUCCCCAUUAGUUUGGAUGGGUAGCUGGCUCAGUGUGUGGGGGAUUGGUACCCCGGACCUUCCCCUCUAGGGGCACCUGUUUCAAUCUGGCCCCAUCUCCGCGCAGGGCAGAAAUGCAUUUCACUUGGUGCACCCAUGGGUGUAAUGAGCUGGUGGGUGUCAGCAGAGAAGGUGCCUUGAUCCCCACCUGUCCUGACACACCCCAGUGCUAGUCACCUCAGCAGGGAGGCCAAAGGUUGAAUGGGCCCCAGCUCCCCCCUGCCCCCCAGAGGGGGCCCCUGCAGGGGUGGGGCUGUGACUCGUCAGCAGGGGGUGUUCUGUGGUCGGGGGGCACAGUCCCUGCUCCUGUCCCCAUUGGGGGGUGGGUACAAAGAAGGCACCUCCGCUCCCCUGGAAUGUGAAGGCAAUUGUGUGCGCUGUGGUCUGUCCCAGCUGGCCGGGCAAGAACCUGUCUCUGUGGCUUGUAUCGUAUAAUGGCCUGCGACUUGUUAUCAAUAAACCACCGGUUUUCUUAGA